This is a messenger RNA of Austrofundulus limnaeus, 4836 nucleotides long. RefSeq names its product solute carrier family 6 member 1b (gene slc6a1b). Gene Ontology annotation, cellular component: plasma membrane; cell surface; axon. Gene Ontology annotation, molecular function: gamma-aminobutyric acid:sodium:chloride symporter activity. The record is from RefSeq and is a predicted model, not a curated record. NCBI's taxonomy places the organism in Eukaryota, Metazoa, Chordata, Actinopteri, Cyprinodontiformes, Rivulidae. The transcript has 15 exons. Bases 683 to 2497 code for a protein of 604 amino acids. Gene Ontology annotation, biological process: sodium ion transmembrane transport; neurotransmitter transport; amino acid transport.
UUAUGCUUCAACUGACCCUUUGGUGAGUCAGAAAGGAGGGGAGAAGGUGGGACAGAGAGACAAGUUGCUGCAUGAGUAAGGAUAUAAAACCCUGAGACAAGAGGAUGCUCCUCUCUCAAACCCGCUGCCAUCUCAGUGGUGGAAAUGUUGGAGUUGGGGUGGGUCGACUUUGAGGUGACAUUGACGCUAUGUAGAUGAGAGGGAAAAAAUCCAAUGCGCUCCAUGUUACGUCCCUGCUCGCUUCAAGUCAGUCGGCGGCAGCUCCGUUCCCCGUUUUCUCUCCCUUCCUCUCUUUCAGCACCACUCCUUUAAGGACAGCACCUCGCUUUCCGAGACGCACUUGGUCACCAUCUUCCCCUCCCUCGAGGAUCAGGUUCCUGCUCCCUGUCGCCGGAUUUAAAAAAAAAAGUUUUCACCUUGGUUUUACUCUCAGCAGUUAAAAGGAAAUAACKUUGUCUCCCCCUAAUUUGGAUCCUCAACGUGCUGGGAACUGUCAAAUCAGCUGAUUUCAUCAGUUGUCCGCUGAAGUGACCCUGAUUCUGCUCCUGCUUCUUCACGCGCUCCGGCUGUUCUCUCAGCUCCUCUCUGGUUGAAACGGGACGGACAAGCUGCGAUCUGCCUGGACCGGUGCUGAAACCACCACUUCUCCACUGGUCAGGACUAUCCGACACAGAGCGUCACCAUGGCUACAAACGGGACCAAAGCCUCGGACGGACAUGUCCAAACGGAGACGGUGAAUGACGCAGCCAGCACGCCAAAUGACAAACCCAAAACGUUGGUGGUGAAGGUGCAGAAGACGAAAAAGGACAUACCCGAGAGGGAAACGUGGGUUGGGAAAUUUGACUUUCUUCUGUCUUGUGUGGGAUACGCAAUCGGACUCGGAAAUGUCUGGAGAUUUCCUUAUUUAUGUGGCAAGAACGGCGGAGGGGCCUUCUUGAUUCCCUACUUUUUGACGCUGGUAUUUGCUGGCAUGCCUCUGUUCUUUCUGGAGACGGCUCUUGGUCAGUACACCUCCAUUGGAGGACUUGGAGUGUGGAAACUGGCUCCAAUUUUCAAAGGUGUGGGUCUAGCUGCAGCUGUUCUGUCCUUUUGGCUCAAUAUCUACUAUAUUGUAAUCAUUUGCUGGGCUAUUUACUAUCUAUACAACUCCUUCACUGCUGAGCUGCCAUGGCAAACUUGUGGCAAUGCCUGGAACACAGACCGCUGCUACACCAACUACAGCAUCACAGACACCACAAACCUCACCAGUGCUGUGGUAGAGUUCUGGGAGCGUAACAUGCAUCAGCUCACGGACGGUCUGGAGAAGCCCGGGGAGGUCAGGAUCCCACUGGCUAUCACGCUCGCCAUUGCAUGGGUGCUCGUCUAUUUCUGCAUCUGGAAGGGGGUCAGCUGGACUGGCAAAGUGGUGUACUUCUCUGCAACGUAUCCUUACUUCAUGCUGUUCAUCCUGUUCUGCCGUGGCAUCACUCUGCCUGGAGCGUUUGAUGGAAUUCUCUUCUACAUCACUCCAGACUUUGACAAGCUGAAGGAAUCUGAGGUGUGGCUCGACGCUGCCACUCAGAUCUUCUUCUCUUAUGGACUGGGAUUAGGCUCUCUGAUUGCACUUGGCAGCUACAAUCCCUUCAAUAACAACGUCUACAGAGAUUCUAUCAUCGUCUGCUGCAUCAACUCCUUUACCAGUAUGUUUGCCGGCUUUGUCAUCUUUUCCAUUGUGGGAUUCAUGGCUUACGUAACAAAGAGACCAAUUGCUGAUGUGGCAGCCUCAGGACCAGGCCUUGCAUUUCUGGCAUACCCUGAGGCCGUCACCCAGCUGCCUAUCUCUCCUCUGUGGGCAAUUCUGUUUUUCUCCAUGCUGCUGAUGCUGGGAAUCGACAGCCAGUUCUGCACUGUGGAAGGCUUCAUCACUGCACUGGUUGACGAAUUUCCUCGGGUUCUCAGAAAGCGUCGAGAGAUCUUCAUCGCUAUCGUCUGCCUUGUUUCUUACAUAAUUGGCUUGUCCAACAUCACACAGGGUGGACUGUAUGUGUUUAAGCUAUUCGACUACUACUCAGCAAGUGGAAUGUCUCUGCUUUUCCUUGUUUUCUUUGAGUGCAUCUCAAUUUCAUGGUUCUAUGGUGUGAACAAAUUCUAUGACAACAUUGAGGAGAUGAUUGGUUACAGACCAUGUUUGUGGUGGAAGGCCUGUUGGGUGGUUUUUACUCCCCUCAUUGUGGCUGGAGUGUUUUUGUUCAGUGCAGUGCAGAUGGUCCCGCUCACCAUGGGCGAUUAUGUGUUCCCAGGCUGGGGUCAGGGGGUCGGCUGGUGCAUGGCCCUUUCCUCCAUGAUUCUGAUCCCUGGCUACAUGGGCUAUAUGUUCCUCACGCUCAAAGGCACAUACAAGGAGCGUCUGCGGAUGAUGUUCAAACCCGUGGCCCUGGUGAAGUCUCAAGAAAAUGGUCCGGAUCAGCAGCCAGAAAACCAGAGUCAGAACCCAGUCAACGAGGAGGCCUACAUCUAAAUUCAAAGUUCUGCCUGUUUCUGGGUUUCGACGGCAAGACCGGCACUCCGUCGUAAUCAAGGUUGGGAACGACCACUAGACUUCUAUGUCUGCUUUUAUUCACCUACCUCCUGGGGACACGUGAAACCAACCUGAUUACAGUUAUUGUUAGGGGGUUUUCUGUUUUGUUUAUUUUUAUAAAGCAGAGUUAAAAAAUGUGUGAAGGAACAUACAAAUUACCCAGCAAAGUUGUUGUGACAUUAUAAAUUUUAUUAUGCAAAAAAAAAGGAAAAAAAAGAACUUUAGUUGUCUUGGAAAAGCAAACGUGACUUAUAGAAAUCUAUUGUAUAUUAAAUGUGUACAAUUUAAAUCAGGAGGCUCAUGCAGAAUCAAUGUAAUUCCUCCAAGAUAUUAACAGUAUACUAAACUUCAGACUACUGUACAAAAAAAUAUAAAUACAAGAUGUAUUUUGUUUUGUACAUUAAAUAAGUACAAUGAAAUAAAUGCUGUGUCAGGAGGAAAAACAGAUGUUUAAAUUUAAGAAAGAAGAUUUAUUAUCAACAAAUAUGAAGCCAAGACUAUAUGGGAAUGUGCAACAGAUAAGGCCAAAUAACUUCUAUGUAAAAGAUUUAUCUUAGAGUAUCAGUCCCUUACAGAGUCCUGCACACCACCAGUAAUGUUUACCACCCACGUUGGGAACAUUUAAAAAGCACAACAUGGAAUUUCUUCUUUUUGACAUGACUGAAACCUGUGACAACAGCAAAAAUAACUCAGAAAGAAAAAAAAUAUAUAAUAACUUAGCAAGAGACUGUUAUAACUGUUUUCUUUUACUUGUUCAUUUAGUUUUGUUUUCUAAAGAGCAAUUCAUUUUUGUGGAGUCUGAAUCUUUUUUACAGUCAUUUGUAGGUGAUUUUCUAUGUGUGAACAUGAGAAGGACCAAAUCACGCUUUAGCUCGAAGAGUUUGUGCAGAAGUUUGACCUGCUAACUAAAUGCAGAUUUAGAAAAAAAUAAAAUAAAACAAAUGAAAAGAAAAGAAAAAAGCACCCCUUUUUGAUGAAGUAGAGCAAUAAUUUAGGGGAAAACAACACAACAUCAGCCUACAAGCACACUUGUUUACUCUGUGAACAAAUCUCAUAUUUCCAUUGGCAAUCAAAUGGGAAAUGUUAUUAGGGAAAGAAAUACGUGGUUGCAAAUAUUCAAUUUAUUUUAUACACAGUGAAUAAGCUGCUGUCCUACAUUGGAGGUAAAAAGAAUUCUAACCACACUUCUUUACUUAUAUACCUGUUCAAUAACACACUCCUCAGGAACAAAGGUAGAUGUGACCAAAUUGUUCAAAAUAUCACCCUGAUUCAUUUAAAUAAUAAGAACUGUUUUUGGAAUUUCUAUCAUCCCCCUUAUAAAUUAAACAUGCAGCAAAAGUCUUAGCAUAAAUGUGCACAAAGCGGCAUUAAAAGCUGAUCCAAAUUGUUGCUUCUUGCUGUUGUAUCAUCUAUUUGUGGCCUUUUAAGGAUAGAAGCUAUCAUGUGUUUGAACUCUAUAGCAAGUGCAAAUAUAUAUUAUGAAACUUGGAGUGAGAAACUUUGGUUCAGUCAGAAAUUAAAGUUGGCAAAGCAGCAUAAACAACAUAACAUAGUCAAACACUUUACAGGUUAACGCCACUGAAAUGUCCCCCUUUGGUACAAUAAAUUGAUAGGACCCUGAUUAUGUAAAAAACACAACACUGUAUAAUAGAAUUACACAUGGAUUAUAUAAUUAUGCUAGGUCCAAGACAAACCACAGAUAGUACAACAUCGAAGGGUCAAAACAAAAUGCUUCAGUGGCAGCUACAUGCAUAGGAAUCAGGUUGAAUCAGUCCASUUUUCUCUUUCCUCUUUCAAAGAURUGUGAAAUAAAAUGUGCAAUGACAAAAGCGUUCCAUGAAUUUUGUAUAAAGUUACCAUACUGCCGUUUCUCUCUUGAAUGAUGUUGUAAACUGGAUUGUGUAAUACAUGUAUCUGUGAAUGUCCGUACACGCCGAGUUUAUUUUUCUUUUUAUUACGUCAAAAUGUUGAAUGAAAAAUGUGAUAUUUGCUGUUUUCUGCAAUAAUACUAUCUCAGAAACUAAGUCACAUAUCUCUCUUUGCUGAAAAAAAUAUACAAUAAUAAUAUAUUAGAGUAAUAAUAUUAAAGAAUAUAUGAAAUAAUUUAUUAGAAAUGUCUAGUCAGAGAAUAUUGUUUUGUAUAUUUUUAGCUGUUACAUGGGCCUAAUGUAAAAUAUUCUAUGUAAAAAUAUAAUAAAUGUCUUUAGAUGGUGUUAUUUGAAAAAGCAUGAUUGCUAUAUAUGUAUUGCAAAAAUAAAGAUCUAUAGAUUAUAAUGUCA